Acanthopagrus latus (yellowfin seabream) is the source of this 4133-nucleotide messenger RNA. RefSeq names its product protein FAM3C-like. The record is from RefSeq and is a predicted model, not a curated record. NCBI's taxonomy places the organism in Eukaryota, Metazoa, Chordata, Actinopteri, Spariformes, Sparidae. The transcript is spliced from 10 exons. The coding region runs from base 2595 to 3620 and encodes 341 amino acids.
GAGAGAGAGAGACAGAGAGAGAGAGACAGAGAGAGACAGACAGAGACAGAGACAGAGACAGAGACAGAGAGACAGAGAGAGAGAGACAGAGAGAGACAGAGAGCAGGGUCCCUGCAGUCCGACCCACAGCUGUAGAAUGUAAACAAACGAUGUUGGUUCAGAUUUCUUAGUUGUUAAGUAGUUUUCAUUGUGACGAAGAGGCUGAUUUUAUUGCUCUAAAUCUAGUCUGGACGUGCUGACUGGAGGUGCUGCGGGUGAAGAUUUGUUUGAUUCAUUAUUAUGUAAGAAAGGCACCUGAUGCUCACAUUUUACUGGACGAUGUGUAGACUGAAAACAUAACAACACUCAGUGAAACAACCAAAACUAACAAUGUUUCACUCUGAGGUCACAUCUCAUCAGAUAUUUAAUCUCCACAUCAUAAUUUCACCUGCUGGAAACCAUGAAAACAUUUUCCAGGUGUUGAUGACACUGAUAUAUAAAACUCCAAGUUGUCUCUUACGUUCCCACACUUACAUCGUGUCGACGACUUUAAUGUAACGGGAACAGACGUGAACAUUGUCUUUGCGUUCAGCCGUGAUGUUUAUAACCAGACUGUCUGGAACCUGUGAGGACUCAGCUGAACUGAAGUUAAACGAGUUUUGUCAGGUGGCAGAUUAACGGGUCCCUGCGAGUUUCAUCAGGUUUCCUCCUUCUGUCCUUUUUAAAUAUGACCAACGUUGAUAAUUUAUUUUAUUUUUAAAACUUUUAACUUUGAUUUUAGUGGCAGUUGUGCAGCUCUACCUGUAGGGCCUGUCUGUGAGGUGAACACCAGUGUUCCCAGUAGAACACCACUGUGUGUAGAGUAACCCGGGAUGAAGACCACUUUGGACUGAUGAUGAUGAUGAUGAUGAUGAUGAUGACUCUUAAAUACAUUCAAGUGUUUCUCACACACACAGUUUAUUUGGGCGGUCCACUCGGAAUGAUUUCAACGUUUGUAUUAUUUAGAAAAUCAUUUCUGUAUUAUUUUAUUUAAAAGUGGUGGAGGCAGACAGAGCUGCAGUCGAAGGAGGUUUAACUGAACUUUCUGCUUUUCUGAAGGUCUUUCCAGAAUCAUCAAACACUCUUCAGACAUCCAAUUGGUAAAAUAUGAAUCUGCUGCACCAAAAACAAGAUAUUUAAGUUUAUGUUUCACACAAAAACAGAAGCCAGAGCAACACGAAACAAGAUUAAUUCGAUCAGUAUCAGAUUAGUUUACGUGGAUGUCACAGUGUGUUAUUUUAUAUUUUCAUUUAUUCACAUGUUGUUUCAUGAAUCCUCAGUGUUGAACUUCACGUGACGUUUCAUUCAGUCGUGUGUCUUUGAACAGAUGAAAUCAGGAGUGAUUGAUUAAUUCCUGUUCAUUUGUCCAAAGUAGAUGCAGCAGUGAAACGUGUCCCCGGCAGCUCUGUCCCACAUUGAAUAAAGCAUUUAGUUUAAACAUUUGUCGAGGGUGGACCGCCAAAAUACUUUCUCUUCCUGUUGGAAACUCUGAUGGACGCAGUCUUCUGCCUCUGCGUCAUCACGUCUGCACAGACUGCAGAAGUUCUGGUCAGUUCAGCUGGCGGCCUUCAUGCCUGAGUGUACAUUAGAUCCUCCCUGUGAAUGCAAUAACUGUUGUGUCAUCCAGCCAAAACUCUGAAUGUGUCCGAAACAUCACGUCUGUUGAUUUGCAGCAUCCAUGUGAAAUGUUCGGAGGUUUGAAAACGGCAGUAUUUACGUCAUAAUGUUGCUAAAAACACAGAUGAAUGUCUGCAGACUGCUCUCCAACCAAAGUUCAUCCGUCUGUUUGUUUGUAAAUCUAUUUUUCAAGAAGCGCCUGAUGACAUGUUCAUGUUGUAGCCUUCAAUAAAUGGACCAGAACCACUGCUAACUGUAACCACGCUGUCUGUGAGCAGCAGAACCGAGCGGGAGCUGCUGAUGUCGAUCUACAUUUUUGUUUUCUUCUUCUUUCAGUGUAUUUAUGUUUUUAUGUCGUGGAAUCAGUUACUGCAGAAAUAUGAACAUGUUUACAACAUUUAAAACAUAUGAACAAUCAAUAAGAAUCAUAUUGUUAUUGGAAAAUGUAACUCUGAUAGACUUUUUUGUUUUUGAUUUAAAAAAAGGAAAAACAUACAGGUAAACUUAAAGGAGCAGUUCACCCAAACAGUCAAACUCAGUGAUCGUCUCCUCCAAAUAUAACAGAGAAAUGAAAAAGCUUUUAUGAAGGAACUUCAGAGUGUUUGAAAACAACUUGAUUUUACUGGCGCUGGAACAAACGACAGAGCAGCUUCUUUCCUCAGGUCAUCCUCAGCACGCCGCCGUGAAAACAAAGUUGACAGUUAUUAAGAAUAACUGUCAGCUGGUUUGUUAAAUCAUAAAAGUCGUACCAACUAGAUCAUCUCUGAAAAAUCCUGGAGCAGGAACCCUGUGACAGUGGCCCUCAUCGUCUCCUGUCCUGUGACGUCAGUGAUGGAGGGUAAAAUCCACCGUCCUCAUGCUGAAAAGAUCUGUCGUAAGAUUUACCUUCAGCCAAAGUCAGUGAACACAUCACUGACUUUAAUACAUUGUUCUUCCUGUUGAACAGACAAGUGUCAGUCAUGAGUCUGAAGGAUGAGUUUCCAUGUGUCAGAGUGUAUCUGCAGAUCAAACUACAUAUCUGUAAAUGGCCCUUUAUUGCCUUCAGAAAGUUAUCAGUGCAUGAGUUAUUACUCUCUGGUUCCUUGGGUGCAACUGUUGACUGGAACCAGGUUAUCUCUGCUCAGAGAGGCGGAACAGGAUCAACCGGUUUGUCCUGGCAGCUCCAGUACCUGAACGCCUCCCGGGAGUCAGAGUCAGUUGAGCCGGACAUCAGAGACAUGUUCACAGUCCGAGUGGGAAGAAGAAAAAUGCCGAGACAAAAGUUCAGAAGCCUUUUGAAGAUCUUGAUGGUGCUGGUGCCCGUGGUCAUGGUAUCCAUGCUCAUCCUGCAGCAGUACAACAACCCAUUCAUAAGUGAGUGGCGACGGGCUUUGUAUGUAGAUGUUGACGUGGACGAGUCCAGUCGGACCUCCGAGAAGCUCCCCAAAGACACAGAUGGAGGCUGUUUCAUGGACACACACUGUCCAGAUGAUCACUUCAGCUUCUACAUGAAGAGCGGAGCCGAGAAUGUCAUGGGACCAAAGAUCUGCAUCCAAAACAAAGUGGUUCUUGGGAUGAUGCUGAACAAUGCUGGAGAGGGAUUAAACAUUGUCAUAAUGAACGGUGAAACAGGAAACAUCACAAAGACCGGUCACUUUAACAUGUACAACAACGAAGUGGAGCCUCUCAUUGAAUUUCUGAAGAGCAUCGAGCAAGGCUCUAUUGUGCUGAUCGCAUCCUGGGACGAGCCGUCAUCACACUUAAAUGACGAAGCGAAGCAGCUGAUGGCUGACCUGGGAAGUUCUGCUGUCCACUCACUGGGCUUCAGAGAUAACUGGUUGUUUGUUGGUGGGAAAGGAGCGACAGUGAAGAGCGACUUUGAGAAGCACCUGAAGAACGACAACAAACUGAAUGAAACCGACAACUGGCCCGAGCAGCUGGAACUGAAAGGAUGCAUCCCCAGAUACAUGAACUGGUCUUCUGUGUCGGCCUCGAGGAAUAUUUAAGCUUUUCUAAACAAGCUGCAGGAACAUCAAGCAGAAGACAGACGACUUGUUCAGAGGAGUUGAGUUGGGAGAAGCUGAUCUGAGAACUGUAGGAAGGGGAGACUCUGUUAGACUUUGUUACUGUAGAGAGAAGGGGAACAGACAUGAACGUUUCACAGGAAUAUUUGUAUUUUUGUUGGUUUUGAACAUUUUGAGGGGGUCUGGAGGACGAGUUGCAUCCAUCAGGACUGCUGUGGAUCAUCUACCGUCACUACAGAAGAGCUCAGGGACGUUUAGGUGUUGGGAAACAAUCAAAUCAAUCUGUACAGAUGAUGAAUAUAGAAGAAUAUACGUCUUCAUGAUGCUGCGAGCAGCGAGACCCAGUUCCUCUACGGACUCCUGCUGCUCGUCCUGGCUGUUAAAGGUGCAUUCAGCCGUUCUUUGUCUGCUCCUAAAGUCACACAUGUCUCAUGUUUUCAAUUCUUACAUGUUGCACCUUAAAAUAUAUGACACAAUAAAUAAUACUCAAGUAUU